AUUUGUAAAAAAAAAAGUAAAUCUCACAAUGCCACAAAAUGAGUACAUGGAACGCCAUCGGAAGCUUUACGGUAGGCGCCUCGAUUUUGAAGAAAGAAAACGUAAAAGAGAAGCUCGUUUGCCGAAGGAACGCGCAAAGAAAGCACAGAAACUUCGUGGAAUAAAAGCAAAACUUUUUAACAAGGAACGCAGAAAUGAAAAAAUUCAAAUUAAAAAAAAUAUUCAAGCCCAUGAAGAAAAGAAGGUUAAGAAACAAGUGGAAAAAGUUGAAGAUGGUGCUUUACCACACUAUUUAUUGGAUAGAGGAAUCCAAUCAAGUGCAAAAGUUUUGUCGAAUAUGAUUAAGCAGAAGCGAAAAGAAAAGGCUGGAAAAUGGGACGUUCCUAUUCCCAAAGUACGCGCCCAGUCGGACGCUGAAGUAUUCAAAGUUCUUAGUACGGGCAAAACAAAGCGCAAGGCGUGGAAAAGAAUGGUUACUAAAGUGACCUUUGUUGGUGAAAACUUUACUCGAAAACCACCUAAGUUUGAACGUUUUAUUAGGCCUAUGGCCCUGCGUAUGAAAAAGGCUCAUGUUACACAUCCAGAAUUGAAGGCCACUUUUCAUUUACCUAUAAUUGGAGUUAAAAAGAAUCCAAGUUCUCCUAUGUUUACCUCACUGGGUGUUAUUACCAAAGGUACGGUCAUUGAAGUGAAUAUAUCAGAAUUGGGUUUAGUGACACAAACUGGAAAAGUUGUCUGGGGUAAAUAUGCACAGGUGACCAACAAUCCUGAAAAUGAUGGAGUUAUUAAUGCAGUGUUAUUGGUUUGAACAUAAACAAAUCACUUAGCGUUAAGGUUUAUUCUAAUGUACAAUUUUUUAAUAAAGAAAAUGUCAAAAUAAUGUAAUAAA
Calliphora vicina (urban bluebottle blowfly) is the source of this 889-nucleotide messenger RNA. RefSeq names its product NSA2 ribosome biogenesis factor-like IP259 (gene Ip259). The record is from RefSeq and is a predicted model, not a curated record. The coding region runs from base 29 to 808 and encodes 259 amino acids. NCBI's taxonomy places the organism in Eukaryota, Metazoa, Arthropoda, Insecta, Diptera, Calliphoridae. Gene Ontology annotation, biological process: maturation of 5.8S rRNA; maturation of LSU-rRNA. The transcript has a single exon. Gene Ontology annotation, cellular component: nucleolus; preribosome, large subunit precursor.